This is a messenger RNA of Eimeria mitis, 1314 nucleotides long. RefSeq lists its product as uncharacterized. The record is from RefSeq and is a predicted model, not a curated record. Lineage: Eukaryota; Apicomplexa; Conoidasida; Eucoccidiorida; Eimeriidae.
AUGCUGUCGCGGGCGCUGUGGCGUCUAGGCCUGGCCGGCGGCAGCAGCAGCAACAGUAGCGGCAGCAGCACAACAGAUGGAGCUCCAGCAGCAGCAGCAGCUGCUGCUGGUAUUCAAGGGUCUCAUGCUGGACAGGCCGAGCUGCCCAUCCCUCCUCUUUCCGACAGUGCAUCUACGCCAGAGGAACAACAGCUGCAGCAACAACCGCAGCAGCUGCAGGAACUGCAACAGCAACCGCAACAAACGCUGCCUCUUACGGGCCGCGACAAGUUUAAUAACCUGCAAAGGCACGUACGCGAGAAGCGCGAGCAGGAGCAACAGCUGCAGCAAUUGCAGCAGCAGCAACAACAGGAAAAGCAACAGCCUUCCAUGCAGCACCAACAGCAGCCGCAGAUGCCAAAGACGUCAGUGCAGGCAGGAACGCAGGUCUCUCCUCAGCAGCAGCAGCAGCAGCAGCCACAGCAGCAGCAGCAACCACAGCAGCAGCAGCAACCACAGCAGCAGCAGUCUGCGCAGCAAACUCUACAGCAUGCUUCGGAGCAGCAACAAACUGCUCUGUCCCAGCAGCAAUCGCUUAUGCCGCAGCAGCCUCCUUUGCAGCAGCAGCAGCAGCAGCCUCCUCUGCAGCAGCAGCAGCAACCUCCUGCUCAACAGCAGCCUCCUUUGCAGCAGGAGCAGCUGCCUGUGCAGCAGCAACCUCCUGCGCAGCAACAACAGCCUGCCUUGCAGCAACAGAAAGCUGCCGUGCAAGAGCAGCAGGAUCCUUUGCAGCAGCAGCAACCGCCUCGGCAGCAGCAGCAGGCUCCUUUGCAACAGCAGCAGCCUCCUCUGCAGCAACAGCAAUAUCCCCUGCAGCAGCAGCAGUCUGCCUUGCAGCAGGAUCAAUCACGUGUACUGCGGCUGCAGCCUCCUUUGCAGCAGCAGCAUACUGAGCAGCAACAGCAGGUUCCUUUGCAGCAACAGCAAUCUCCCUUGCAGCAGCAGCAACCUCACCUGCAGCAGCAGCAGUCUGCCUUGCGGCAGGACCAACCUCUUGUAGUGCAACAGCAAGCGCCUUUGCAGCAGCAGCAGGCGCCUCUGCAGCAUGAAGAACCUUCGCAGCAGCAGCAACAGCAGCUGCAGCAGUCUUCUCAGGACCAGCAACCAGCUGGUCGUCAGCAGCAGGAGCAGCUUCCUGUGCAACAGCAAGAGGCUGUGCAACAGGCACAGGCUCUGGGGCAACCGUUGCAACAGCAGAGUCCCCUUGCAGCACCAGCAGCAGCUAACGCUCCAGCACCAGCUGCUGGAGCCGCUGCUGGCGCGACUGGGACGUGA